CGACUCUGUAUGCUUAGGCAUGCUCACCAGCUGAGAAAAGUUUCCAUAUUCCAUAUCAGCCCUAUCAACGCCACUAUCUUAACUUUCUCCUUUGCCUUACGACGACCUUUGACGAUGUCCAGCCAGUACGACGCCGAAAAGCAAGUCGCCAUCUGCGCCGUCCGUCGCGCAUGCGGUCUCACGUCCACCGUGUUCAAGAACCUAGAGCGUAUCAAGGGAGAGACGCUGACGAAGGAUGACAAGUCACCCGUUACCGUUGGUGACUUCGCCGCCCAGGCACUCGUCAACACGAUUCUCAAAAACGCCUUCCCAGACGAUGUCAUCGUUGGCGAGGAAGACUCGGCCGACUUGAGACCCGAGAACGCCUCUCAGAUGCGCGCACGGGUAGCUCAGCUUGCGAACGACGCGAUUACCGCACCACUUGUGGAGGGCGAAGACGCUGCUUGGGGCCUUGGGCCAGGAAAAGAGCAGACGGAGACGCAACUGCUGGAUACUGUCGAUCGAGGGAACCACCAGGGAGGGGUCAGUGGACGCAUGUGGACGCUGGAUCCGAUCGAUGGCACCAAGGGCUUCAUCCUCGGCGAACAAUACGCCGUCUGCCUAGCACUCAUCGUCAACGGCCAGGUCAAACUCGGCGUUAUCGGAUGCCCGAACCUUCCUAACUCCCCACACCCCGUCUCGCUUACCGCACAAGGGCUCGCAGCCUUGCCCGACGACGCGAAAGGCGGAAUCUUUGUCGGCAUCGAGGGCGGGGGCGCAUGGGAACACGACCUCCAGGGCCUCAAUCCCAAGCCGAUCAAGGUCAGCGACAGUCCUCAGAACCCGAGGGUGCUUGAGUCGCGCGAGGUGAAGCACUCGGACAAGGCUUUCAACGUCGCGGUUUAUCAGCGGAUUACGGGGACAACGGAUGGUACUAUUCCAGCGAUCCCGAUGGACAGCCAGGCCAAAUACUGCGCGCUUGCACGGGGGGAUGGAGACCUGUACCUCCGUAUGCCUGUAGACCCGAAAUACAAGGAGAAGAUUUGGGAUCACGCCGCAGGCAACGUCUUGGUUACGGAAGCGGGCGGAAAGGUGACCGAUUCACGGGGACAACUCCUCAACUUUGGUCUCGGACGCACGCUCGGCGAGAACUACGGCAUCGUUGGUGCAGUCAAAAGCCAACACGCUGACGUCGUCAAGGCGGUGCAGGGGGCGCUAGAAGCAAAGAAAGCAACGGCGAAGGCCUGAUGUUAGCACGAAGGUACAAUACGACCUUUGUGCCCCUGUAGCUCAUCCUGUACUCUGGUACGUUGACGUCGCAAUGCGUAUAAUGGCUUGUCAUUGGUCG
Coniophora puteana RWD-64-598 SS2 is the source of this 1327-nucleotide messenger RNA. RefSeq names its product 3(2),5-bisphosphate nucleotidase HAL2. The transcript is spliced from 4 exons. The record is from RefSeq and is a predicted model, not a curated record. Gene Ontology annotation, molecular function: 3'(2'),5'-bisphosphate nucleotidase activity. NCBI's taxonomy places the organism in Eukaryota, Fungi, Basidiomycota, Agaricomycetes, Boletales, Coniophoraceae. Bases 115 to 1227 code for a protein of 370 amino acids. Gene Ontology annotation, biological process: phosphatidylinositol phosphate biosynthetic process; sulfate assimilation.